Aspergillus terreus NIH2624 is the source of this 399-nucleotide messenger RNA. RefSeq lists its product as uncharacterized. Bases 1 to 399 code for a protein of 132 amino acids. The record is from RefSeq and is a predicted model, not a curated record. NCBI's taxonomy places the organism in Eukaryota, Fungi, Ascomycota, Eurotiomycetes, Eurotiales, Aspergillaceae. Gene Ontology annotation, molecular function: RNA binding. The transcript has 2 exons.
AUGCACACCCUGGCCGAGGCUUUUGUCCCCUUCGGCGAAGUCGUCGAUAUCACGCUCCCCAAACCCGAUGUCCCCAAUACGAAUGAAGCCCAUCGAGGAUUCGGAUACGUGGAGUUUGACCUACCGGAAGAUGCGAAGGAAGCGAUCGAUAAUAUGGACGGAAGCGAGCUCUACGGACGGACGAUAAAAGUGGCAGCGGCCAAACCACAGAAAGACAGCAACGAAGGCCUCGGAAGCAAAACCGCGAUUUGGGAACAGGAGGGAUAUCUGGCCAAAUACGCCGUCAGUGAAGAAGACCGCCUGGCCGCCGAUGAGGCGAAGAUGGCAUCCAAUGAACGCCCUAGCGACCCAAUGCAAGGCCUGGAAGAGCUAGACGUCGCAGGUCCGAAGCCCGAAUGA